Molecule: messenger RNA, 3722 nt
Organism: Pelmatolapia mariae (spotted tilapia)
Lineage: Eukaryota; Metazoa; Chordata; Actinopteri; Cichliformes; Cichlidae
Product: potassium-transporting ATPase alpha chain 1
Exons: 25
Coding region: 409-3471 (1020 amino acids)
Biological process (GO): intracellular sodium ion homeostasis; proton transmembrane transport; potassium ion import across plasma membrane
Cellular component (GO): plasma membrane
Molecular function (GO): ATP hydrolysis activity; ATP binding; P-type sodium:potassium-exchanging transporter activity
Source: RefSeq, a predicted model, not a curated record
AUUUUUAAUUUAUUUUAUCAACUUUUCUUCUGACGAUGCUGUCUGUGUUGAGAGCUCAGUGGAUCUGCGUUCGACUACUCCGCCUAGGCUGCACUGUCGAGCGCAGAUCCACUGAGCGCAGUGCAAGCUAGCAAGACAGAAGCUUAGCUCGUUGCAACAUGGCAAAUUGAACCUCCCCCACCCUCAUUCAGAUCUGGCCUUUGGAACUGUUUUGGUCUUCAUGUGACGUAUGACCCUGAAGACCAUUGUGUGUGUGUGUAUGAUCGUGUGUGUGUGUGAGAGAGAGUGAGAAACAGGGCGCGUGUUCGGGACUGUACCUUAAGUGACAAAAUUUCGGGGGCAAAGAAGGACCGAGUGGUGUGGACCUCCAUUGAUUUGGGAGCACCUUCCCCUGUCACACCUGCAACCAUGAAGGACUCAUACGACAUGUUCGAAAUGAACGGCGACAUGGACAAGAAGAAGAAGAAAAAGAUGAAGAAGAAGGAAAAACUGGAGGGGAUGAAAAAAGAAAUGGAUAUAGAUGACCAUGAAAUAACAAUUGAAGAGCUUGAAAUGAGGUACACCACCAGUGUCGAUAAAGGCUUGACCUCCUCAUUCGCCCGAGAGAUCUUGGAGAGAGAUGGUCUUAAUGAGCUGAAGCCUCCUAAAGGAACUCCUGAGUAUGUGAAGUUUGCCAGGCAGCUGGCUGGAGGCCUCCAGUGUCUCAUGUGGGUUGCCGCUGUUAUCUGCUUCAUCGCCUUUGGAAUUGAACUUGGAAGAGGGAACCUCACAAGCUUUGAUGAUCUGUACUUGGCCAUUGUCCUUAUUGCUGUUGUCGUGGUAACCGGUUGUUUUGGUUACUACCAAGAAUUCAAGAGUACCAACAUCAUUGCCAGCUUCAAAAACCUAGUUCCACAACAAGCCCUAGUAAUCCGUGAUGGUCAGAAGAACCAGAUCAAUGCCUACGAACUAGUGGUGGGGGAUCUGGUGGAGAUCAAAGGAGGAGACAGAGUCCCUGCUGAUAUUCGCAUCAUCACUAGUCAGGGCUGCAAGGUUGACAACUCGUCCUUGACUGGGGAGUCGGAACCACAAACCAGGAGCCCCGAAUGUACUCACGAGAAUCCCCUGGAGACCAGGAACAUUGCUUUCUUCUCCACAACCUGUCUGGAAGGUGUGGCCACUGGCGUGAUCAUUAACACAGGCGAUCGUACCAUCAUCGGUCGGAUUGCCAGCUUAGCAAGUGGUGUCGGAAACGAGAAGACGCCUAUCGCUAUCGAGAUUGAGCAUUUUGUGGACAUCAUUGCUGGUCUUGCGAUCUUUUUUGGGUUUACCUUCUUUGUGGUUGCCAUGUUUAUUGGAUAUGCCUUCCUGGAAGCCAUGAUCUUCUUCAUGGCUAUUGUGGUGGCUUAUGUGCCAGAAGGGCUACUUGCUACAGUAACCGUUUGUCUGUCUCUCACUGCUAAGCGACUUGCCAGGAAGAACUGUGUUGUGAAGAACCUGGAGGCCGUGGAGACAUUAGGUUCCACUUCAGUGAUCUGUUCGGAUAAGACGGGCACACUGACCCAGAACAGGAUGACUGUAGCUCACCUUUGGUUUGACAACCACAUUCACGCUGCUGAUACCACAGAAGAUCAGUCUGGUCAAAGUUUUGAUCAGUCAUCAGAGACAUGGCGUUCCCUGGCGAGAGUUGCAGCCCUCUGCAACAGAGCUAUAUUCAAACCGGACCAGGAAGGAAUACCCAUUCCUAAGCGGAUUGUGGUUGGAGAUGCAUCUGAGACCGCUCUGCUCAAGUUCACUGAGCUCACUGUAGGAAACACCAUGGACUACCGAAACCGCUUUAAGAAAAUUGUGGAAGUGCCUUUCAACUCUACCAACAAGUUUCAGCUGUCUAUCCAUGAACUAGAGGAUCCACUGGACCUGCGCUAUCUGCUGGUGAUGAAGGGAGCACCAGAACGUAUCUUGGAACGCUGCUCCACCAUUUUGGUAAAAGGCCAGGAGCUGCCGCUGGAUGAGCAGUGGAGCGAAUCUUUUCAGACGGCUUACAUGGACCUGGGAGGGCUGGGAGAAAGAGUACUGGGUUUCUGUCACCUUUAUCUAAAUGAGAAAGAGUUUCCUCGUGGCUAUCAAUUUGAAACGGAUGACAUGAAUUUCCCCACAUCUGGAUUGUGCUUUGCUGGCCUCAUCUCAAUGAUUGACCCACCAAGAGCCACUGUACCCGAUGCAGUGAUGAAAUGCCGUACUGCUGGUAUCAGGGUUAUCAUGGUAACUGGAGACCAUCCAAUUACUGCAAAGGCAAUAGCAGCUAAUGUUGGCAUCAUCUCAGAAGGCAGUGAAACAGUAGAAGAUAUUGCCCAGAGGAAGCGCAUACCUGUGGAACAAGUCAACAAGAGUGAAGCUCGUGCUUGUGUGAUCAGCGGUGGCCAGCUGAAAGACAUGAGCAGCGACGAAUUGGACGAGGCGCUGCGCAACCAUCCUGAGAUGGUGUUUGCAAGAACAUCCCCUCAGCAGAAACUGAUUAUUGUGGAGAGCUGUCAGCGUUUGGGCUCCAUUGUGGCUGUGACAGGUGAUGGCGUGAACGACUCUCCCGCUCUUAAGAAGGCCGAUAUUGGCGUCGCCAUGGGGAUCGCUGGCUCAGAUGCUGCGAAGAACGCAGCAGACAUGAUCUUACUGGACGACAACUUUGCUUCUAUUGUCACCGGAGUGGAGCAGGGCCGUCUUAUCUUUGACAACCUGAAGAAGUCUAUUGCCUACACGCUAACAAAAAACAUUCCUGAGCUGACUCCAUAUCUGGUCUACAUCACCGUCAGCGUGCCUCUUCCUCUCGGCUGCAUCACCAUCCUGUUCAUUGAACUGGCCACUGACAUUUUCCCCUCUGUUUCUCUGGCAUACGAGAGAGCAGAGAGUGACAUCAUGCACCUUAAACCUAGGAACCCCCGGCGCGAUCGCCUAGUGAACGAAGCCCUGGCUGUGUAUUCGUACUUCCAGAUAGGAGCCAUUCAGUCUUACGCAGGUUUUACUGAUUAUUUCACCGCAAUGGCUCAGGAGGGUUGGUUUCCACUCUUAUGCGUUGGCCUGCGGGGUCAGUGGGAAGACGUCAAACUUCAAGACUUACAAGACAGCUAUGGACAAGAAUGGACCUACAGUCAGAGGCUGUAUCAAGAAUAUACGUGCUACACCGUGUUUUUCGUCAGUAUAGAGAUUUGCCAGAUCGCAGAUGUGCUCAUCAGGAAAACACGACGUCUCUCUGCAUUCCAGCAAGGCUUCUUCAGGAACCGAGUCCUGGUGUCCGCCAUAGUCUUCCAGCUCUGCCUGGGUAAUCUGCUUUGCUACUGCCCUGGAAUGCCCAAUAUCUUCAACUUUAUGCCCAUCAGGGUUCAGUGGUGGUUUGUUCCAGUUCCAUUUGGUAUUUUAAUCUUUGUCUAUGAUGAGAUCAGGAAGUUGGGAGUGAGAAGACACCCAGGAAGUUGGUGGGAUCAGGAAUUAUACUACUGAGAUCAUAGAAGAAAUUUCAGCCUUUCAUCCAGUGACAUGCAUGAAAGCAUCCUUUAUUCACAGAACAUGACAAACCAGGAGAAUGUCACCCAAUUCAACACUUAUCUGCAUUUCACUGAGAUUUAUGUAUUUAAAGCCUUUAAUUUCAGAAAUUUAUGAAUUUUCAAAACUUCCUAAAUGCUUUUGACAAAAUAAAAAAGGGUUAAUCACUAUUUCAAAAAUUCACAGAUGUGUGUUUUUGCAAAUCUUUG